AUGAGGUUACAGUAUCAUUCCUGCGGAGAGGUGCUGGGUACAGCUUCAGAGAAAAAAGACGUUGCACAAGUCACCAAAAGUGAUCUGGAGAAGAAACUUCCUGUUCCAAUGUGUUUGUUCGUACUGUACCAGACCGCCUCAUGUAAAAAAUUUAAUCUAGUAUUUUUUCUGUACGUGGCUAUUUGUAAACAAACAUUUGACAUUUAUCUACCUUUUAUAAAAUAUAAAAUAAAAUUCCUAAGGACAAAAAUGACCGAAUACAAAAUCCUAGAAUUAUUUAGUGGAAUUGGUGGAAUGCAUAGUGCCUUCAAUUAUUCCAAACUACGCGGACAAGUUCAUGCUGCCAUGGACAUAAACACUGUUGCUAAUACUGUCUACGAAUUCAAGCAUCCACAGGUCAAGCUUUUAAACAACAAUAUUGAAAAAUUAACACCAAAGUUCAUUCAAAGUCUUGAUGUUAAUAUGAUACUCAUGUCACCACCAUGUCAGCCUUUUACCAGAGUUGGAAACCAGAAAGAUAUCGAUGACGUCCGAACAGAUGCUCUAACUCAUAUAAGUGAUAUCUUACCUGAUUGUAAAAAUAUAGAGUAUAUUUUGAUGGAAAACGUAAAGGGAUUUGAGAAAUCCAAAGCACGCGACAUGUAUUUAGAAGCACUCAACAAAUCAGGAUUUUCGUUUAGAGAAUUUAUUCUUAGUCCAUCUCAGUUUGGUAUACCCAACACGAGACAUCGUUACUACUGUUUGGCCAAAAAGACGAAUUUCAAUUUUCCAGGUGGACAGAUUAAUGAACAACUUCCAAGUGAAGUAGUAAAGCCUUUAAAUGAGAGCUUUAUCGUUAAAGACAUUAUAGAACCAGAUACAGAAAUUUCGAAGGAUCUUUUACUUGACGAUAAAGUCCUAAGAAGACGAGUUGGUUUGUUUGACAUUGCCAGCCCGGACUCUACAAAUACAAUAUGCUUUACAAAAGCAUACACUCAUUACAGCGAAGGCACGGGCUCGAUAUUUACACCUCUGAGUUCCAAAGAAGUGUUCGAAAUAUUUGAAAAAGCCAAAUUACUUGAUCCAUUAUCGAAUGAAUAUCUCGAACUUAUUCGUUCUUUAAGAUUACGCUACUUUAGUCCCAGAGAAGUUGCAAGAUUAAUGAGCUUCCCCGAAGAUUUUAAUUUCCCCGAAGUAACAAGUCUACGACAAAAGUACAGACUUUUAGGAAACAGUAUUAAUGUCCUAGUAGUUGGUGAAUUAAUAAAAUUACUUUGCUCAUAGCACGAGAUCAACAAA
Molecule: messenger RNA, 1278 nt
Organism: Episyrphus balteatus (marmalade hoverfly)
Lineage: Eukaryota; Metazoa; Arthropoda; Insecta; Diptera; Syrphidae
Gene: Mt2
Product: tRNA (cytosine(38)-C(5))-methyltransferase
Exons: 3
Coding region: 1-1263 (420 amino acids)
Molecular function (GO): methyltransferase activity
Source: RefSeq, a predicted model, not a curated record